UUUGUGGUCAGGACACUAGCCAAUUUAUGAUCAUUCAAUCCAUCCAACAACAUUGAAGCUUACGAGACCAACCCCGAUAAUUCAAUCACACAGUAAGUUUGCUCAUCGCGGGUGUAUAGCUGUAGGUACUGCAAGGUCUUUUUCUUGUGCAUUUGCUGUGCGUAUUUAAAUUUACCGCUUGCCAAAAUAUUGCAGCAUUUUAGCGAUUCUGAAGAGUAAUAUAGGUGCGCCAGAAUUGUAAAUACAAUUGUUUACGUUUCAGUUUUAUUCAUGCUUAUUCAGAUCGAUGAGGAAUGAGAAGUGGGUUGUGCUAAUUCGAAAUUGAAAUGAAAUGACUUACGAACGAAAAAAGCGAAGUCUUCUUCUGCAAAGAUUCAUAACUGUGUAAUUCUUGUCAUGUCUGGAGACCAGAACUGCUGAAGCCCGGAUCAAACGCCAGAACCAGGAUGGAGAUGAGAUCCCCGGGUUGACCCGGGCGCUGCGGCAUGAGCUCAGAGCGUGGUGACGUCACCUUCUCUCGGCUAGCGAGUUACUCCUCGGCGAUGCCAGUCUCCUCUCGACUCUCCCUCUCCGGCUUCUCUCCCUCAUCCAGCUACGGCUCGCGCGGCGCCGGCUACCGCGCCUCCAGUCUGGAGCGCGCCGGCUACAGCCCCCUCUCCAGCAAGUUCAGUUCACGACUGUCAGGCUCUUCUUCGUCUGGGUCGUCCUCCCGCCGGCCGCCGCUGCCCACCGGCGACUCUCGCCGACGUCAUGAGCCGGCCACAACUCGAGCUUCUCCAGCGCGUCUUCUCGGACGGCGGGACGGCAGCACCGAGCCGUCAGACGCACUGACCGAGGCUCGCCGCUAUCUACAGGAGCGCCGCGAGCGGCUGACGCGCAGCGAGAGUCGCGAGCCGGGCGGCUCCUCUCUGCGCUCACUGCUCGCCUCCGAGGGCACGGGCCGACUGCUAGAUCGGAUCGACUCAAACAGCUCCACAAACGGCACUGAGACACGCCGCUGGCGGACGUCAGAGUCGCAGUCCCGUGAGAGGAUCGUUCCCAUCACACUCGAGCGGGACCGCGCCGAGCCGACCCGCACAGUCGGGGAGCUUCGACGGCAGUUCGACGCGGCACGCAUCGCCGACGCGGCUGCCGACGAGUCAGCUACGUCUUCAGCGGCGGCAGCGGCGUCGACGGCGGGGAAGGAGGCGAGCGACCGCGUGGUGGGCGGCAGGACGGCCGACUCGCCGGCGGUCUCCGUGGUCAGCGGGGCGACGGGACGACAGCGGCCGGCGCCCUCCAGCGACAAGGAGCCUAUUUCUCCGAGUCACCGCCGGUCGGCGCUGCUGUCGGAUGCGUCGGUCUCGUCCACGGCCGCCGGCUCCUCCAGCCGGAGGUCGCGGCUGGACAGCUCUGGAGAGACGGGCGGGGGCGGGGGCGGCGGACGGUCAGCCGCCCGGCCGCUCGGCCUCACCGGACUGAGGAACAUCGGAAACACCUGUUUCAUGAACUCGGUGCUGCAGUGUCUGAGUAACACCAGGGCGCUGCACGACUACAUUCUGCGGGAGGAGUACACCGCGGACAUCAACACCACAACGUCCGCCAUGAAGGGGGCGCUCAUCAAAGCUUUCGGCGCGCUGAUGUGUGACCUCUGGAAGCGUUCCGACGAACCGGACCGAGUCCUAACCACGGCACCGUUCAAAUCACAAAUCCAGCGCUUUGCACCGCGAUUUAUGGGAUAUCAGCAGCAGGACGCCCAGGAAUUCCUCCGCUAUCUGCUGGAGGGACUUCACGAGGACGUGAACCGGGUGACGAGCCGGCCCAAGCCGAUCACCACCGACAUCGACGACUCGCUGAGCGCCAGCCAAAAGUCCAUGGAGGCCUGGAAGCGCUUUCUGCGCCUGGAAAACUCCAAGUUUGUCGACCUGUUUGUGGGCCAGCUCAAGUCUACCCUGCGGUGCACAGUGUGUGGCCACGCGUCUGUCACCUUUGACCCGUUCUGGGACCUGAGCCUGCCGAUCCCGUCUCGAAGCGGCCAGGUGCGCCUGCAGGCCUGUUUCGACCUGUUCACCAAAGAGGAGGUGCUCGAUGGCGACGAAAAACCGACGUGCUCAAAGUGCCAGAAGCGCCAAAAGUGCACCAAGAGCUUCUCGAUCCAGAAGUUCCCGCGCAUCCUCGUGGUGCACUUGAAGCGGUUCUCACCGCAGGAGAGGUUCCGCGGGAAGCUGAACACCACUGUCGACUUUUCGGUGAACGGCCUGGACCUGUCGCCCUACUCGGCCGGACAGACGCCUUGCCGGUACAACCUGUACGGCGUGGCGAACCACUCUGGCACGCUGUUUUCGGGACAUUACACGGCCUACUGCCGCCACCCGUACACGGCCGAGUGGUACGAGUACAACGACUCGCGGGUCCAUGUGAUGAACCAGAGAAACGUCAACAGCGGCGAGGCGUACGUGCUGUUCUUUGAGCUGGCCGGCUCGACCCACGUCUAGUCGUCUGGUCUCGGGAGAGGAGCCCCCGCUCGUCACCCGCUCGGGUCCUGUCUAGUCACGCUGACCGGCGCACAGUCCGCCGAUUUAUUUUUACACGCUGAAAAUCGACUGAGUUCGGCGAAAUGCGCGGCGUCUUGUGCCGAGUCUGUGAUUGGUGGACGCGAUCUGCUGGCGAGCCGUGAUUGGCCGCCGCGGCUCGGCGGUGAGUCGUGAUUGGCUGGCGGAGAAAGGGUCGGAGAGUCACGUGACCGGCUGCUGCGAGCGGGUCACGGAUCGGUGCAAUGGGAUUGGUUGUUACUGUCGCGAGCUGAGGUCUGAUUGGUCGCCUCUGGUGCCUGAGGCCGCCUUAUUGGUCGCCGCUGAUGCGCGCUAGUGCCUGAUUGGCGGAUGCCGAUGCAAGCUGGCGCCUGAUUGGUGGAGCGCUGUUUGAGAAGGAUGACGGCCAUGCACGUCACUGUUACGAAUCCGCCGGGUUUUGGGGAUUGCUGGCGAAACGAAGCUAGAAGUGCGCCUGUCUACCUGCCCUGCGCCGGCGGGGAGAAAUCUGCGUCAGUUUUACGGUCGCGUUGUUGAAAUUUGGCGCGUGCGGGUCAGACCGCCGACCGGACGGUCAAGCCGGGCCGUUCAAAUCUCUAGUCCCGUUGUUGAUGGCUUUGUUAGCGAUCCCCAUAAUAUUGUGCCCGCGCUCGCUAUGUGACAGUGAAAUAAUACAAGUGAACGGUAA
Amphibalanus amphitrite is the source of this 3198-nucleotide messenger RNA. RefSeq names its product ubiquitin carboxyl-terminal hydrolase 2-like. Bases 486 to 2474 code for a protein of 662 amino acids. Gene Ontology annotation, molecular function: cysteine-type deubiquitinase activity. Gene Ontology annotation, cellular component: cytoplasm. Lineage: Eukaryota; Metazoa; Arthropoda; Thecostraca; Balanomorpha; Balanidae. The record is from RefSeq and is a predicted model, not a curated record. The transcript has 12 exons. Gene Ontology annotation, biological process: protein deubiquitination.